This is a messenger RNA of Haliotis rufescens (red abalone), 3183 nucleotides long. RefSeq lists its product as uncharacterized. Bases 292 to 1299 code for a protein of 335 amino acids. Gene Ontology annotation, cellular component: membrane. The transcript has 2 exons. Gene Ontology annotation, molecular function: G protein-coupled receptor activity. NCBI's taxonomy places the organism in Eukaryota, Metazoa, Mollusca, Gastropoda, Lepetellida, Haliotidae. Gene Ontology annotation, biological process: G protein-coupled receptor signaling pathway. The record is from RefSeq and is a predicted model, not a curated record.
AGGACACAAACGCUGUGCGGAGCUUGGACUGCCCUCGGCCUCACCUCCGGAGUGCACCUGUCCGAGAUAAACGCCUCUGAAUGCAAGCUCCGAAUCGCUGUGUUGACACGGUGAGUUACCAAUGGGCAAUAUAACGUGCAAGAAUCUUCGACUCUCCAGCCACGAUCCGCAUUGAUUUGUAAAACAAAGAGAGGCUAUUAUCUGCCUGGAGGUCCGCGCGAUCUGUGACGUCACGAGGAAAGCAGACGACAAAUUAACUGGCAGUCGACUCUCACUCACCCGUCUGUAACGAUGCAGUGGCGUGAACUAGAGCGGGCUAUUGCCGACAAGAAGACCGGCAGUCUGACAACAUGGCACGCCACCUACAUCGUGUGGCUUACCCUGGCCAUGCUGAUCAUCAGCAGUCAGCUGUUCUUCAUCGUCCUCAUCCUUGCCAAGCGGACACUCCGCAUGCAGCUCAAGAACCUCCUCGUAGUCAAUAUCUGUGUGGUUAACCUCAUUAUGGGCGGGUUCAUCAUGCCGACCGUCAUUCACCUCAUUCUGGACAGCUCGGAGGAUGAAUGUGUUCUCCGAAUGACAGUGAGAGCCCUGAAUGACUACCUUCAGCCUGCACUGUCCGUCCUGACCGCCAUUUCCCUGGUCAUAGACCGAUUCCUGUUCAUCAUGCAAAAGCCUAUCACGAUCAAGUGGCUGAGGAUUGUUGUUUCUGUACUGCUGAUAAUAGCGCCAUGGGUUAUUGGUGUUCUCCUUGCACUUCCAUUGUUCCUUAAGUCAUUUGAGAUGGGAGACCCAGAGACAGGUUGUGUACAGGAGGUGAACCUUUGGAACAUCGUCUGCGCCCAUGUCCUUUGCUUUGUGCUUCCUUCAGUCGCACUCUUCGUCCUUGCAACACUGUCUGGUCUCUGCAGCACCAAUAAGAAGAAGGUACCAGCCAAGGAAUUGAUGUAUGACUGCAGAGAUAAGCCUGUAUCAUUCAAAGGAGAAUCAAUCAAAGUGGUGGUUUUUGUGUGCUUCAUGACCAUCUUCCCAGAGGUACCUUACUUCGUCAUAAGCCUCCUCAGGUACACCACAACAUGCGACCAGCCCUACUGCCUCGACUUCUUCCAGGGGCUCAAGGUGUCAGUGUGGCUGAGGGCAGCCAAGGCGCUCGUCUUCCCUUUCAUCUGGUUGUGGUUCACCGACAUCAAGGCCGCCAUCAUAUGUCGGCCGACCGGAGCGGUGGAUGAAGACGACGACAUCUCCGACGACCAGCCCACAGAUAUGUCCCAACAGGAUACCAUGUUGCUCCGGUACAGGUGAAGAGGGGUAGCUAAAAUGAUGACACGUGUCGACAUUGUACAAGAACACCUACCGCCAUGUGUCGAACAACUGCUAAUCAUUAACUGGUCCUCUUUACUGUGCACAUUGAGUGAUAACAUCAGACACAUGCAGAGUGCCCACCUCCAUAAGCAAACUCAUUGAAGUGGAGGUAUUUUAGUGAAACCGUUUUCUAAUGCAAGACGAAGCGUUUGACAGGUAACGGUGCCCAAAAGCGUGCUUUUCUGAAGCUGUGGAUGUUUGCUGUCUGUGCUACAAUAGGACUGAUCAAUGUGGCUUUACAUUGAGGUCAUUAACCUUCCAUCUACCACUUGUUUUUUACUAUUGGGGAUUAGUACAGAUGUGAUAUUCCUCUGAGGAUUCAUUUUGCCAAGUGUUUGCUUUGUACAUUUUGAAAAGGUCCAUGUAAGACAGUUAUCUCCCUUUGCUUCAUUCAAUACAACUGUCUUUUCAUCCAAUAUCUUUCAUCUAUAUCAUAACAUAAAACGUAUUCAACCAUUGACCAUAAAGUACAAAUUCUCACUGAUGUGUCUUUCAGUACUUAUUGGCCAACAUACUAAAGAAGGCCAGUGUGACCCCUUGUUAACCUUUGACACACACGGUCAUGGUUAGAGGUCGAUUCUUCCCUAUCCCUCCUUCGUGCCCUGAGAUCAUAUAUACAGGUUUGUGAUCUAGUCAGUCUGUCGUAGUUACACAAUGGGACACAGUCUGUUUUCCGUCCCAGACGUCACUCGGUGUUUGUCAUAUAGGCAUUAAUCUACAAGAUAGCGUUAGAAGUAGAACACAUCGUGGAAGUGGAUUGAUAACAUAAUAUUGGCCUAGAUCAAGAAGCAUUUAUUGCAGAUGAUAGAUCGAUAGCGUAGAUUAUUUUAACCCUUUAUGCAACCGAGCACGUGGGUUUGAAACUUCUUAGACAAUGGUGCACUCCCGGAAAGUUGAGGCAUCUGAAUUCUAACAUAACAUUCCUAUGAUUGUUUAUGAAUCAAUACACUAACAACAUGGGUAGGGAAGAUAGAAAAGUGGUGUGAAUAAAAUAUGUAUUAUUAGGAUAGUCGUGAUUUACAACAGAUUUGGCUAAAAAAGAUGACACAUCUCUUUCUGUUAGUUUGGGGGAGUACGUUUUCGCGUUAUUAGCAUCACAUCGGUUACGCUUCAUUGACAUUAUACAUAUUGCCUGAUGUUGGGAUAUAUUCAUAAGAAUGUUAAUUGCUGGCAAAUGACAGUCGCCUGUCCUGAUCAUCCAAGUGCAUCUAACGUUAAUUAGCUGUUGAUGGAGCUAACUGCGUGCUUUGAGUUAUACAUAGGAGUCAUCAGUCAGCUGUCAGCGUUAGCCGGAAUGUAAAUACUGAAUACAUGCAUACAUUGGAGUAAUUAAACGCCAGUAGGUUUGUUCUAGAUACUAGGUUUUAUCCUACUCAAGCUGUCAAAUCUAUCACAAACCGUCUGGCGCAUAAUAGUCCCCUCUUUCUUCCGCCAGGUUAUAAGAAAUAUAAAAGCUUGUAUAUCGUAUGACGCAAGUAAUCAUUUGAACAUGUUAGACCGAAUAUCACAGUGAUGUCAAUCGUUUUAGAUACUUGAAUUAUUGUAUAUGUAAAAAUAUUGCUAAAACAGUCACAAGGGCACACCUAUAUAUUGUAACAUGUCAAAAAUAUCCACUUUGAUAAUUAUCUUGUCAUGUGUAUUCUAGUCCAGAUAAGACACGUAUGUCACUGUUGGACUGACAAUCCUACGUUGUAGAUAUAUGUGUACCACGUGUACACUUUGAUGAAGUGUGAUUAUUGAGCAGAUGCUUAGCUUUCCGAGCUACACAGUAAUUCCAGCAUGUAAAGAUUUUUUGUUCUUUUUCAAAUAAAAUAGCAAACUAUA